Acomys russatus (golden spiny mouse) is the source of this 898-nucleotide messenger RNA. RefSeq names its product FXYD domain containing ion transport regulator 5 (gene Fxyd5). Gene Ontology annotation, cellular component: membrane. Gene Ontology annotation, biological process: regulation of sodium ion transmembrane transporter activity. The record is from RefSeq and is a predicted model, not a curated record. Lineage: Eukaryota; Metazoa; Chordata; Mammalia; Rodentia; Muridae. Gene Ontology annotation, molecular function: sodium channel regulator activity. The coding region runs from base 241 to 780 and encodes 179 amino acids. The transcript has 9 exons.
CAGUCCGCCCCCUACUCCCGUUACCCUCCACCUCUCCAGCUCCCACCCCUGCGUGUGGGGCUUGGAAACCCGAGAGGAAAUGACUGAGCCGCUCUGGUCCCCGCCUGUCGGCGCCUUCGCCCCUGGCCACACCCUCCGCCCGGAGGCCGCUCACACGCGGUACUCUCACACUCCAGGCUAGAGACUCUGGGCUCCGAUGUAAGUCCCUCAUUUGCUUGAUCCUCAUGCUCAGGGCCACGCAUGCAGGUGAUGUCACCGUCCAGUCGCCUGCGUCUCCUCACCAUUGUCGCCCUGAUUCUGCCCAGCAGAGGGCAGACAUCAGAAAAGGCCGUAUCCAGUUUCACGGUGAACCAAACUUCGGUGAAUACUCAUGUCCCAGUUCCAGAUAAAACCAGCCCAGAAGUACCGCCCACCCCUCCCUUCCCAACCAGGAGAGCAGACGAAGCCACAGGAACCCAGACAGUGGCCAAAACCAAGACCCAGCAACCGACAGGAAUGAACACCACUAAGCCAAUGACAAAUCGAGGGACACACAAAAGCAGCAAGAAAGGUAAGAGCCCCGUUUCGGAUGAGAAGGACCCCUUCUACUAUGAUGACGCCACUCUCCGGAAACGGGGGCUGCUGGUGGCCGCGGUGCUGUUCAUCACCGGCAUUGUCAUCCUCACCAGUGGGAAGUACAGACAAUUGUCUCGACUGUGCCUGAGUCGCCACAGAGCCUACCGAGUGGUCAACACAAAAGGAUCCUCAAAGGAAGAGACCUCUGAAGGGAGGCGGGCCUAAGGCUGAAGGUCUCCCCACCCUGAGGGAGCCUGGCUCUCCAGGCACUGCUGUGUUCCUAUCUGUCCUGUUCAGAUAAAGCCGCGUGAUCUUUCUCCCAUGGCCUCUGUCUUCUGUGAUU